This is a messenger RNA of Scatophagus argus, 1061 nucleotides long. RefSeq names its product ubiquitin-conjugating enzyme E2C (gene ube2c). NCBI's taxonomy places the organism in Eukaryota, Metazoa, Chordata, Actinopteri, Scatophagidae. The transcript is spliced from 7 exons. The record is from RefSeq and is a predicted model, not a curated record. Bases 437 to 961 code for a protein of 174 amino acids.
ACGGUGAGUCCUAAAGCUACCGGUUUCUCAAAAUUCGGUCACCUCGAUAUACUAAUACCGCGUGUCCACGUUGAUCCGCAGCGUCUGUUUGUUUCUCAUCGUUGUGGUUUAAAAAUAAACCGGCUAACAGCAGAGAUAACGUUCGCUUGGACGCCUAAGCUAACGCGAACAGCUCAACUAUCGUUAGCAUGAAGCUACAACCGCUGCGGGAACGAAGCAAAACAAGCUACUGUUAACUAACCUGCUUUACAGGAUAUUCGACUUCUUUAACCUUGUUGUUACUGGACUGUGUAGCUUACAGUUUGUGCGGUAAAUAUCGGCAGAUCGCCCGGUAGCCAACGUGUUGCUGCUGUGGGCUAAUGAUCAGCUGAGCCGUGGCUGCCGAGCUUAAAGGGAAAGUCUGACGUUUAUCCGCUUAACCCUAACGUCAGCAGUGAUGGCCUCCCAGAAUAUGGACCCCGCAGCGACAGCGGCUUCCUCCACCGCCGCUCUGAAGGGCAGCGAGAGCGGCGGCAGCGCAGCCAGAGGCUCGGUGUCCAAACGGUUACAGCAGGAGCUCAUGACUUUGAUGAUGUCGGGUGACAAGGGGAUCUCUGCGUUCCCAGAAUCAGAUAAUCUCUUCAAAUGGGUUGGAACCAUCGACGGAGCUCAGGGGACGGUGUAUGAUGGUCUCAGGUACAGACUGUCUCUGGAGUUCCCGGCUGGUUAUCCGUAUCAGGCUCCCCGAGUGAAGUUCAUCACUCCGUGUUUUCAUCCCAACGUGGACGAUCAAGGGUUCAUCUGUCUCGACAUUCUGAAGGACAAAUGGUCGGCGCUAUACGACGUCCGCUCCAUCCUGUUGUCCAUCCAAAGCCUGCUGGGAGAACCAAACAACGAGAGUCCUCUGAACACAGCAGCUGCUGAACUGUGGGACGAUCAGGAAGCCUUUAAAGCUCAUCUACACUCGACUUUCCAGAAGUGAAGCAGCUGAACGUUUUCUUCUUCUGUUUGUUUGUCUUCUGUGUUUGUACAAUAUUUUUAUGUUGGUUCACCUCACUGUGUCAAUAAAGUUCUUAAUUCAA